ACCCCCUUCCCACUCCUUGCCUGGGAUGCGGUUCCAAAACAUGACCGACUGUUGUUCUGUUGUUCCUCGACCUUCGACCCUCGACCCUGACCACGACGAGCCCACAAGCACAUCCCCUGUCACCACAAGCGAUCGGAACCAAAUCUGCCUUGCAUAACGGGCCCUCAAGCCCCGUUGAAGCCUGGGAGAGCCCGCGCUGAUCUGCCCUCCCACAUCCUUCCCGAGGCUAGUGACAACAGGCCUUACCCCUUUGCUCACCCGGGAGAUGCGCACACCAAACCGACCUGUUCCCCACAAGACAGCCAAUCGCAACCCAAACUGUCCCCUUGCAACGAGAAUCUGCAGCCACUCCCGUCACCUGCAGGCAUGGCAGGCAUGGCGGGCAUGGCCUCUCCCGUCCCUGUGCCCGGGCUAACGACCUCACUGCCUCAACUGCAUCGUCGGAUCAUUGCUUCACCUGAUCUCUGAGAAUCCAGAGCACCUCGAGUCCGAACUCUUUGCAUGGCAACUUGGCGCCCAGCGAACCAAGCCUGUCAAGCAUCGCCAAGCUGCAGGCCAAGCUGUACCAAGACUGUUGGCAUCUGAAAUCUCUAUAAGAUUCAGAGCUCAUGGCCCUCCUACCGCUCCAGUUCUCUCCUCUCAUCAUCAGCAGCUUCAUCUAAUCAGUCUCCCUCUCAUCACCAGCCCUUCUUUGCACCAGAGCCCGGAGCUCCAAGUUUUUAUUUACAAGUCUUUUUUAUAUAUCCACUUCAGCCAGCUCCUCUUUCGCCUCGUAAACACUUGUCUCUCCGGUCUAAACACCAAACCAGAAAUCAGCCAAAAUGCAGUACUCAAGCGUCAUCCUCGUCGCGGCCUUCGCUGCCACUGAUGUCUUCGCCCACGGUGUCGUCGCAACCGUCAACGGUGCCAACGGCGUGACCCUGCCCGGUCUCUCGGUCGCUGAUGGCACUCCCCGUGACUGCGCCUCUCCCCGAUGUGGCUCUGAGGCCGACACCUCCAUCAUCCGCAAGAAUGAGCUCGGCACCUCCAAGGCCUCCGCUCUGGGCCGCACUGUCGGAAGUGGCCCCGUCGAUGCCGCCCAGAUGAUGGCUCUCUUCAUGGACGGCGCCGGUGGCAACACCUCCGCCGUCAAGGCCGCCCGUGAGCUGCACGAGGCCGCCCUCGCCCGCCGCGCCAACCUGCCCCGUGCUGCCAACGGUGGCACCAAGACCCCCAAGGGCACCAUGGAGACCGCCGUCAAGGCCGCCACUGGUAUGGCCGCCGCCCAGGGUCUGCCCACCACCCAGGACGAUGGUACCCUGCAGAUGACCUUCCACCAGGUCAACCAGGACGGUGCCGGCCCCCUGACCGGCGCCAUCGACGCCACCUCUGGCGGCACUGACCCCGCUGCCUUCAAGGAGGCCCAGAUGACCCAGGACGUUCCCGGCAUCGGCAUCGGUGGUCUGUCCGGCGCUGCCACCAUGGACUUCCCCAUCGCCAUCCAGAUGCCCGCUGGCAUGACCUGCUCCGGCUCCGUCGGCGGUGCCAACAACGUCUGCAUUGCCCGCAUGCAGAACUCGGCCCUCGCCGGCCCCUUCGGUGGCUCCGUCGCCUUCACCCAGAGCCCCGCUGCCAAGAAGAGGGCCAUCGAGUACAACCUCGCCAAGCGCAGGUUCGCCCGUGCCCUCAAGACCGAGGAGUAAAUAGGUCAUGGAUUCUACUCCAGACCCAAAAAGCGAGCCACACAAACGAUACCCUGGUCAACUUGGAUGAGGGGGUUGGUUGAGCACUAGGACGUGGCUGAUCUGGGAUCAGUCGUCCUCUCUGGUUUCUAUUCCGUUUUGCAUUACUUUAUAUACCACAUUCUUUAGGCGUCGGCAGGAGGAGGCUGAGAACGAUAAUGGGGAGCUGUACAUAGAUAUAAAGCUGUAAAUUGAUGACAUUCCUUAAAA
Diaporthe batatas is the source of this 1931-nucleotide messenger RNA. RefSeq lists its product as uncharacterized. The transcript has a single exon. Bases 822 to 1682 code for a protein of 286 amino acids. Lineage: Eukaryota; Fungi; Ascomycota; Sordariomycetes; Diaporthales; Diaporthaceae. The record is from RefSeq and is a predicted model, not a curated record.